GAUGGGCCCAGCCCAAGCCCUCAUUAUGGUAAUUAGUAAACGACAGGUAAGGAAAUGAAGAUCUGAGAAAGUUUUAGUAUCGAAAUGGGCUAAUAGCAUAUUGACACUGGCUCUAUCCAUUCUUACCAUAUCCAUUCUGCGCUGAAGUUAAUUUCGCAAUCGAGCUUCUAACAAAAUGGUGGCGUGACUAAUUUAGGGUGAUGCUAGGGACGAUGCCAAAUCCUGAUUGGCUUUCUUCCGUUAACACGUGAGAAGGUUUGCGAAUCUGUUGGCAGCGAGAUAGAGACUCUAGGAACGUGAGGAUCAGUAAGCAAAAGGACCCGGAGCGUUGCCGUCGUGUUCGUUCAUGGCUUUGGCUAUGGCUGUGGCUUCCACUGCCGUUCCGGCUUCUCGCCUCGCUCGUUCGGUGCUCCCUCUUCUUCCCCCUCAUUACCUGGGCUUCAGGUGGUUGGCUGAUAUCCCGAGAAAUGCUGAAUCUGCAGCAGGGGAGUCGCAAUCGGUGAUGGUCAACAUUGCGCAGGAGCUCCUUAGUAAGGGACAUCGAUACUUGGAUGUCCGGACAUGUGAUGAAUUUAAGGCUGGACAUCCAUCAGGAGCAUUGAACAUCCCUUACAUGUUCAGAACCGGUGCAGAAAUGUCGAAGAACCCACGAUUCUUGGAUGAAGUAUCCUCGCACUUUGCCAAAGAUGACGCCUUUGUUGUGGGUUGUCAGAGUGGAAGGCGGUCUCUCAUGGCUGUGAUCGAUCUUCAAUCUGCUGGUUAUGGCCGGGUUGCAAACGUCGCAGGUGGGUACUCUGCCUGGACAGAGAAGGGGCUUCCUACUUCAGAGUGAGGUGACGACGAAGCUCCUCGAGCACCGAUUAAUCCAGCACCAACCGAUGUUUCACAAUGUUCCUUUUUCUGUUUCAGCACUCCCCAAGUCCUUUAAUUCUUUCGUCAGUCCUUUACCAGUCUCUGUGUUGGAUUGAAGCAACAUUGCUUAACAGCUAGGAUUAGUCAACUGUCAUUGGAGAAGUCCAAAUAACCUGAGUGUAACGCAGUGCAUUUUCUGGAUUUUCAUGAAACGUGUACAGCCAGUGCCGAUGAAAAUCCACCCAAAUGCAGAAGUUCCUUUCUCCGU
Molecule: messenger RNA, 1120 nt
Organism: Rhodamnia argentea
Lineage: Eukaryota; Viridiplantae; Streptophyta; Magnoliopsida; Myrtales; Myrtaceae
Product: thiosulfate sulfurtransferase 16, chloroplastic-like
Exons: 6
Coding region: 347-832 (161 amino acids)
Source: RefSeq, a predicted model, not a curated record